AUGCAAGCACAGCCCACUGUAACAAGGUACUCAGCCCCGAAAAAGUUCCGCGAGGCUGGACCCCAGAACCUUGACCAAUUUUACGAGAGCCUCUUACAAGUGUCCACACCGGAUCACCCUCAGUACGGCAAACACUACGAAGGCCACGAGCUGCGGAGCCUGCUGAGGCCGACUGACGAGGCGUCGGCGACUGCAAUCAGCUGGCUGCAGGACAACAACAUCACUGAUAUUCAAGAUGAUGGCGACUAUCUCAUGUUCCGCACGACUGUCGGGACAGCAAACACGCUACUGGAUACGCAAUUCGACUGGUACCGAGGCGAAGACGGCGUGCAGAUGAUGAGGACGACCAGAUACUCAGUCCCGCAGGACGUUGCAGCGCACAUUAACUUCGUGCAGCCGACGACACGGUUCGGGACCGCAAAGAGACUCGCCUCCCAUGUCGACAUCAUGGAUGGCGGAGCUCCAACCGAUGGGACUUCGAAAUGGGUGUCUGCACCCGAUAACCUAAAAGUCAACGCUGCCAACGCGGUAGAUCCCGCGUGUAACACGGCGAUCACGCCUCAGUGUUUGUUCCAGUUGUACAACGUCAACUUCAAGGGGAACCCGGCCGGCGGCAACACUGCAGGGUAUGUCUCGUUUGUGGGCCAGUCUGCUCGGUUGACCGACAUGACCAUGUUCGAACAAGUCCAAGCCGACGCUGGCGAGGCGAAUCUAGACCAGCAAUACGUGCUAGCAGUGGGCUUUGAUACGCCAGUAACGGAGUUCAGCGUAGGAGGGCUCGGCCAACUGGUCCCAGACGGAGAGUCACCGACGCAGGAGGGCAAUUCUAACGAGCCAUUUCUGGAGUGGCUCAUUGCGCUGAGCGCCAUGGAUAACAGCCAGAUUCCGAACUCGAUCUCAGUCUCCUACGGCGAGAACGAACAGGAAAUACCACUGCCUUACGCGACCCAGGUCUGCAACAUGUUUGCACAGUUGGGGGCUCGCGGGAAGUCAAUCAUGAUCGCGUCCGGGGACUCUGGCGUUGGGUCGUUCUGCCAGGCCAACGAUGGGACCAAUGCGACCAGAUUCCAACCUCAGUUCCCUGCUUCUUGUCCUUAUGUCACAGCUGUCGGUGGGACGCAGGGUAUCGCGCCAGAGACGGCCACAUUCUUCUCGUCAGGCGGCUUCUCAAACGUCUGGCCCCGCCCAGCGUACCAAGAGCAAGCCGUGUCCACCUACCUGCAGACAGCAGUCGGCAACAACCUCACGGGGAUGUUCAACGCCUCGGGCCGGGGCUUCCCAGACGUCGCCGCGCAGUCGGUAAACUACCACGUCAUCGACAAGGGGAGAGACAGCGCCGUUCGGGGCACCUCGGCCGCGGCGCCGACGUUCAACGGGAUCGUGACGCUGCUCAACUCGGCGCGCCUGCAGGCCGGCCAGCCCACGAUGGGGUUCCUCAACCCCUGGCUGUACUCGAACGCCUCGGCUGCGAUGAAUGAUAUCACCACGGGGGCUUCGACUGGCUGCGAUGGACAGGCUCGUUUCCACGGGAAGCCCAACGGGAGUCCGGCCAUUCCUGGGGCUAGCUGGGUGGCUGCGCCGGGCUGGGAUGCCGUGACUGGACUGGGUACCCCCGACUUUGCCAAGAUGCUUGCCAUCAGCUCGCCGAAUGUGAAGAAUGAGGGCGGUGUGCUAUCGGCCUAA
Molecule: messenger RNA, 1683 nt
Organism: Diaporthe citri
Lineage: Eukaryota; Fungi; Ascomycota; Sordariomycetes; Diaporthales; Diaporthaceae
Exons: 6
Coding region: 1-1683 (560 amino acids)
Biological process (GO): proteolysis
Molecular function (GO): tripeptidyl-peptidase activity; serine-type endopeptidase activity
Source: RefSeq, a predicted model, not a curated record